Molecule: messenger RNA, 441 nt
Organism: Macrosiphum euphorbiae (potato aphid)
Lineage: Eukaryota; Metazoa; Arthropoda; Insecta; Hemiptera; Aphididae
Source: the annotation of a GenBank genome assembly
AUGACUGCUACAAGACAGCUAACUCUUGGUAUUAUUACUGUUAAGGAGUUUCUUUUGCAAUGCUCACAUAGCACAGAAACUUAUCUGAGACAAGAAAUUAAUUGGCAUAAUAAUAUCGAACAAGGUAUAAAUAUAACAUUCCUUGUAAUACCUGAAGAGUUAGAUCCAGACAUUAUUUAUAUGAUGGAAAUUGAAGAAAAUAGGAGAAUUUUGGAAAUGCAAAAUUUACCUUACGUCCAAGUCCAAGUACAUGAAGUUCUUCCUGCUGUUGAAACAGAAAACCAAGCAAAUAUGUGUGUUGCUUGUCUUGAUGCGGAAAGUACUCACGCCUUGUCUCCAUGUGGACAUAAAUCUUUAUGUUUAAUGUGUUUAGAAUCAUUAGUUUCAGAACGCUGUCCAAUAUGUAACAGUAUAUUCACUUCAAAUUUACGCAUUUGGUAG